Messenger RNA from Nymphalis io (European peacock), 786 nucleotides. RefSeq lists its product as uncharacterized. The transcript has 2 exons. Gene Ontology annotation, molecular function: DNA binding. The coding region runs from base 1 to 786 and encodes 261 amino acids. Lineage: Eukaryota; Metazoa; Arthropoda; Insecta; Lepidoptera; Nymphalidae. The record is from RefSeq and is a predicted model, not a curated record.
AUGCGCCACUUAUUCGCAAGUAUCCCAAAACAUCCUGUUGCCAAAUAUCUGAAAAAAAAAUGUUUUAUUACUGGUCUGGAUCUUCAAAAAAGGUGGAGAAACAUUCGCGACGCUUUUGUAAAGGCCCAUAAAGCAAAAGAAAGCAAGAGUGGGUCUGCAGCAAAAAAGAAGGUCCCAUAUGUAUUCUAUGAUAAUCUUUUAUUUAUAAAAGAUACAGUAACGGUUAACCGCACAGAUGGUAAUGGUACAGGAAAUGACGAUGAAAACACGAGUAUACAGACAGAAAUCAAUGUUCCGUCAAUGUCUUCAUUGCCGCCAAAAAGACGUAAGAAAAACAACGAUGAUAAUGAAGUCGGUGCACAGUUAGUUGGAGUGUUGAGUAAAAAUUUAGAAAGAAAGAAUAUGGAUGAUGACGACGAUCGCCUUUUUUUCUUAUCAUUGGUAAAGGAAUUUAAGAAAAUACCUGAGCACAGGCAAAUGCAGACAAAGUUAGAUAUUUUAAAAGUAAUAAAGGAUGCACAGCAGUUCUUUGAUUAUUCAAACGCGUCAUGGAGUUUUUCAAGGGCUAAUAAUACCUAUCGUGGAUAUCAAACGGCACAUUAUUCAAGAAAUAAUCCUCACACUGAGCUUAUGCAAUCAUUGGACGUUGGACGACCACCUUCUCAAAAUUUUGAGGUACAAUCGCCAUUAUCAACUCACAGUCACCAGUCUCAAAACAGUGAACACUCGUCUUAUAUUGAACUUUUUAAUUCUAUUAAUGAUACUGAGGAUGAUUUAAAUGUUUGA